AUGAAAUCUUCUAGAACUACUGAUGUCCCACGCACAUUAUUCGAAAGAUUGAAAGCUGUAGAAGGACAAAUGUUAAAAUUGGAGGAAGAAAUUUCAUCUGUGAAGAAAAUGAUGAAAUUUAACUUCAUCAAUGAACGAAUCCUAAGCAUCGUUAUGCGUCGUUCGACAACAGAAGAAGAGGUUCUAAAAUUAAGAAGGUUAUAUCGCUUAAUUAACGAUAACCAGGUUGACCCGGAGUUUAUCGAAAAUUGGUCUGAAAAUCUCAUGAGCUGGUUAAAAUCACUUGAAUUAAGUUAUGAAAAAGGAACGGAAAAAUGUUCCUUCAAUUGUCAGCUCUGGGAGAACAUCAGAUUGCUGUUAGAACUUUAUGAAGAAAGUUUGCCAUCCGCUGACAUCGUGUCUACCUCCCCCCGCCUCUAUUUUCUACGGAUACUUUUGAAAUUCUUUCCGACUUUUCACCCGACUCCAGAAUUCCUCUACUCUUUGAAACAAAUCUUUUUGAUUUCCCUCUCGAAUUCGGUUCCACAGAUUGCG
Acaulospora colombiana is the source of this 534-nucleotide messenger RNA. The record is from the annotation of a GenBank genome assembly. NCBI's taxonomy places the organism in Eukaryota, Fungi, Glomeromycota, Glomeromycetes, Diversisporales, Acaulosporaceae.